This is a messenger RNA of Arachis stenosperma, 601 nucleotides long. Its product is annotated as zinc finger protein ZAT18-like. The record is from RefSeq and is a predicted model, not a curated record. NCBI's taxonomy places the organism in Eukaryota, Viridiplantae, Streptophyta, Magnoliopsida, Fabales, Fabaceae. The transcript has a single exon. Bases 66 to 512 code for a protein of 148 amino acids.
AUAAAACAUUACAUUCCUCAACCUUAUAUUAUACAUGCAAUAGUACCCUGUUGGUCUACUUAGACAUGGUUAAUUGCUUGAUGUUACUAACAAAAGUUGGUGAGACCAAAACCAAUAACCAUCCAUUGAAGGUUGGUGGCUUUAAGUGCAAGACAUGUCAUAGGAGGUUCCUAUCUUUUCAAGCACUUGGAGGACACAGAGCGAGUCAUAAGAAGCUUAAGCUCAUGAUGGGUGCAGAUCUUUCGUGUCAAUUACCAUCAAGUUCUUCGUCAUCAUCGUGGAACAUGAUGACGAAGAACAAGAUGCACUCGUGUUCUAUUUGUGGGCUCGAGUUUGCGGUUGGACAAGCCCUUGGAGGACAUAUGAGAAAGCAUAGAAAUGGUGGAAUGGUAAUUCAUGAUCAUGGUGCCAUGACCAAAUCUACUAGUGAUGGUAGUGUUAAAACUAGAAGGUUUAAUUUGUGCUUAGACUUGAACCUCACGCCCUCUGAGAAUGAUCUCAAGCUUAAUUAACCUAAAGACUCCUAUGUUGGAUUGUUUUAUUUGAUUAUUGGAGUAUUUUCUUAAUUUGAGGCAACUUCUAGUUGUAGUCUUUCAUUUAA